Schistosoma margrebowiei is the source of this 1029-nucleotide messenger RNA. NCBI's taxonomy places the organism in Eukaryota, Metazoa, Platyhelminthes, Trematoda, Strigeidida, Schistosomatidae. The record is from the annotation of a GenBank genome assembly.
CAUUAUUUCUGUUUAUUUAUGUAAGUAUUCAUAUCAUUUCUUUUGUUAGAGAUUCAGAUUUCACCAUGAUAUACGGAGUUUUCAUCCUUGUCUUAGUUGUUUGUUUGUGAAUACGAACUCAUUGAAUAUUGUCGGCAAUCAAACAAAGUUAAGUGUUCAUGCACAAACAUUAAUAUCUUAAUAAGUGAUAUGUGUAUUAGUGUCUCCGUUUAUGAUAUCUCAAUUGAUUCCGGGAAAACUAUUGAGAAACAAAAAUCAAGUGGUCUAGUCAUUUCUACUGGUACAGGUUCAACUUCAUGGUCUCAUCAAAUUAACAAAAUAUCCAAAUCGAAUAUUAAAAAAUUAUUUGGUCUUCUUCAACAGAUAAACCCAAUUAUUUUGUCGAAUUAUUUACAAGAUCAUGGUACAAAUACAUCUUCAUUUGGGAAUUCAAAUGUCAUUACAUUGGAUUGUUUAAUUGAAACAAUUGAGGCAUUAUAUAAUAAAUCAUUUAUUUUUAAUCCUGAAGCAUGUCAAAUGAUGUAUACAGUUAGAGAUCCAUUGAACAAUGGUGUAUUCAAAGUUACCAAACCGCAUGGUUUCGCUUCAGAAUUGUACAUCCGAUCACUUAUGGAUGAAGGUCAUUUGGCAUUUGACAGUGGUAUCACAUUUCCUUUCAAAUCGGGAUCCAUUGCAAAAUUUACCGUUCUUCCUUCUGAUGCAUUAUGCUGUGUUACAUUUGAUGUUCCUUGUCCAGUGAACUAAUAUCUCAGGUAUUUUUAGUUCAGAUCAUUGACUACCAGCGUUGGUUGUAAUCAUUUGUAAAUGUAUCAUUUUGUAUUAUUUACUUGCACUAUUCCUUAGAGAUUUUGUCAUCAUACCAUAAAUGAAUUCAUUAUCAAGCACUUUUGUAUUAAUUCACGAAUUAUGUUUCUGAGAUUCUGUACAUCAUGAAAUUUGCAAUGCAAUACCCAUACUGUAACUUGUACGAUUUUGGUUGUUUUAUUAUUAUUAUCAUUGGCUUUAUUCAGCAUUAUAUACUCAAUACAA